AGAUCUCUCAGAAACUUUUUUGGUAACUGGAAUUAAAGAAUGGCGAUGAAGAGGAUUAAUAGGAACUUGGAACAAGAGGCUGGACUCAUCACUGAGACACAUUGAACAGAAAAAAAAAGAUAUGCUUCCGUGCUUCUGUAAAAAACCAAGAUAAACCUGGAAAGCACAAUGAGACCUCUUACAAAUAUCUAUGUCUCUGCUUGUGUCUUUACGUGCACGCUAUGGAAUAAUAUCCAGCCAACCGUGGAAAAUGAAUUUAUUGCAAAUUAUUCAAGCAAUUUGCUAACUAAUGUUCCAAAAAACAUUUCAGUCCAUACUCACGUAUUAGAUUUAUCACAUAAUAGGAUCUCUGGACUUAAUAUUUCAGAAUUUAUUUCUCUUCCUGACCUUCAAGUAUUAAAUCUUUCUCAUAAUCUAAUUACAGAGCUUGACUUUAGUAUCUUCACUUUUAAUGAAGAUUUAGGAUACUUAGAUUUAUCUCAUAAUAACAUUUUGAAAGUUUACUGUCAAACUCUUCCAUAUCUUAGACAUUUAGAUCUUUCUUUUAAUAAGUUUACUGCCUUGCCCAUCUGCCAGGAAUUCGGAAACAUGUUUCGUUUGGAGUACCUCGGGUUAAGUGCUGCGAUGAUACGAAGGUCAGACUUCAUGUAUAUCAUACAUUUGCAGCUGCACACUGUCAUCCUAACCUUAGAAGACUUUUCUCUGUAUGAGUCGCAGAGUCUGACAGCCUUGAAUACAAGGAACCUCGACAUUGUCUUUGCAGCAAACCAAAACUUCAUUUUUUCCCUACUGUACGAUGGCAUGAGCACUGCAGAAAACUUAAGAAUAGUUAACUUAAGAUAUACCUUGAGCUACAAAGAUUUCCCUGCUCCUCCUUUAACACUUCUGAAGAAAAUCAAGACAACAGCUCUAGUGCUUGACACUGUGGAUUUACAAUGGGGUAUCAUUUUGCAAAUUUUCCUGCUUAUUUGGUAUUCACCCGUGGAACAUCUGACUGUGAGAAAUUUGACUUUCCGGGGACCAGUGAGCGAGCUGCCUGAACAUGAACUUCUACUGUUCUUAGGCUCUCUGGAACAACUAAUCUCUUCGGGUGGCUCCAUGAAAACACUAACUUUGGAGCACAUUCGUAAUAGGGCUUAUUAUUUCAAUCAGGAGAUUCUAUACAGACAGUUUUCAGAGAUGAAUAUUGCCAGUUUAACAAUAUAUGAUGCAUAUAUGCCACACAUGCUUUGCCCCAAUAGAACAAGUUCCUUUCAGUCAUUAAAUUUUUCUCACAAUGCCCUGACGGAUGAAUUGUUCCAGAAUUGUCAUACUCUGACAGAUCUGAAAUUACUUAUUCUGCAGAGGAAUAAAUUUGAGAGCCUUCCCAAAGUAAGCUUCAUGACCAGCCAUAUGAAAUCGCUGAAAUAUUUGGACGUGAGCGGCAACUUGCUGCGUCACGAUGCAGCUGACGUGCAAUGUCGGUGGGCUGAGUCUCUGACGGAGCUGGACCUGUCCUCGAAUCAGUUGAUGGAUGCCGUGUUUGAGUGCUUGCCAGUCAACAUCAAAAAACUCCACCUACAAAGCAAUCAGAUCACCAGGGUGCCCAAGGGGCUGGCAGAGCUGAAAUCCUUGGAGGAGCUGAACCUGGCACAGAACAGUCUGGCUGACCUGCCGGGGUGCGGUGGCUUUACGUCGCUGGAGGUCCUGAACGUAGAGAUGAAUUUGAUCCUCACCCCGUCUGCCGACUUCUUCCAGAGCUGCACGAGGGUCAGGGAGCUACAAGCCGGGCACAACCCGUUCAGGUGCUCCUGCGAACUGCAAGACUUUGUCCGCCUGGAGAGGCGGUCUGGGGGGAAGCUGGCUGGCUGGCCGGCGGCGUACGUGUGCGAGUACCCGGAAGACUUGAAGGGAACGCAGCUGAAGGACUUCCACCUGAGCGAACUGGCCUGCAACGCGACGCUCUUGCUUGUGACAGCUCUGCUGCUGACGCUGGCGCUCGUGGCCGUCGUGGCCUUUCUGUGCAUCUUCCUGGACGCGCCGUGGUACGUGCGGAUGACGUGGCAGUGGACGCAGACGAAGCGGAGGGCUCGGCAGAGCCGCCCCGAAGAGCAGGAGAGCGUUCUGCAGUUUCACGCGUUCAUUUCCUACAGCGAGCGCGACUCGUUGUGGGUGAAGAACGAGCUGAUCCCGAACCUGGAGAAGGGGGAGGGCUGUGUACAACUGUGCCAGCACGAGAGAAACUUCAUCCCUGGCAAGAGCAUUGUGGAGAACAUCAUUAACUGCAUUGAGAAGAGCUACAAGUCGAUCUUUGUGUUGUCUCCCAACUUUGUGCAGAGCGAGUGGUGUCACUAUGAGCUGUACUUUGCCCAUCACAAGUUGUUCAGUGAGAGUUCCAACAGCUUAAUCCUCAUUUUACUGGAGCCGAUCCCCCCGUAUGUUAUCCCUGCCAGGUAUCACAAGCUGAAGGCUCUCAUGGCAAAGCGAACCUACCUGGAGUGGCCGAAGGAGAGGAGCAAGCGUGCCCUUUUCUGGGCUAACCUGAGGGCAGCUAUUAGAAUUAACCUGCCAAUGACUAAUGGAGAGGAGUGUGGGGAAAUAGAUUCAGGAUCUUUCUAACGGAGUUUCUUCAGUUUUUUGUUGGUGAAGCAAUAAAUACUUUAUGGUUUUCA
Messenger RNA from Tyto alba (common barn owl), 2651 nucleotides. Its product is annotated as toll-like receptor 1. Gene Ontology annotation, molecular function: Toll-like receptor 2 binding; transmembrane signaling receptor activity; lipopeptide binding. The transcript is spliced from 3 exons. Gene Ontology annotation, biological process: toll-like receptor signaling pathway; immune response; inflammatory response. Lineage: Eukaryota; Metazoa; Chordata; Aves; Strigiformes; Tytonidae. The record is from RefSeq and is a predicted model, not a curated record. The coding region runs from base 169 to 2598 and encodes 809 amino acids. Gene Ontology annotation, cellular component: membrane.